This is a messenger RNA of Cydia strobilella, 6798 nucleotides long. RefSeq names its product endoribonuclease Dicer (gene dcr-2). NCBI's taxonomy places the organism in Eukaryota, Metazoa, Arthropoda, Insecta, Lepidoptera, Tortricidae. The transcript is spliced from 33 exons. Gene Ontology annotation, biological process: siRNA processing; rRNA processing; apoptotic DNA fragmentation. Gene Ontology annotation, molecular function: deoxyribonuclease I activity; RNA binding; DNA binding. The record is from RefSeq and is a predicted model, not a curated record. Bases 123 to 5180 code for a protein of 1685 amino acids. Gene Ontology annotation, cellular component: nucleus; RISC complex; cytoplasm.
GCGUUUACUUACCUUGUUCGUUCGUAAAGAAAUUUGUGAAUAAUAAAGUUAUAAAAACAAUUGUUAUGCCGGUGUUCACGUUUUUGUGAUAUAGACAUUACCUACAUUAGAAAUUUCUGAAAAUGGAAGAACACUUGAUAUCUAGGUCCUAUCAAGCGCAGCUCGAAGAAGUGGCUUUCAACAAAAACACAAUUAUUCAUUUGCCGACAGGUUCUGGCAAGACUUUCAUUGCCAUCCGUCUGAUCACCCGGUUUCGAGAAGCUCUUCAGAAGCCUUGGGGUGCGGGGGGCAAGCGCACCUUUUUUCUGGUCAACACCAUACCUCUGGUGAACCAGCAGAAAAAAGUAAUUGAAAAGCUCUGCCCUGUCAACGGAGUCGGAGGAUACAGUGGAGAGGACAGGGUAGAUUACUGGAAUAAGGGAAAAUGGGACGAAGAGCUUUCCAAGAACCAGGUGAUCGUAAUGACCUGUCAGAUAUUGAGCGACAUGCUGACUCACCAGUAUAUACAAAUCGAGGAUAUAAACCUGCUCAUUUUCGACGAGUGCCACCACGCGGUCGACGACCAUCCCAUGAGGAUGGUCAUGAAGCAUUUUGAACAUUGUCCUACGAGCAAACACCCUAGAGUCCUUGGUCUGACAGCGACGUUAUUAAACAGUAACGUUGCAAUACCAAGCAUUCCGCAGGCAUUGAAAGAUCUUGAGACCACUUUCCAUGCGACCAUCGCCACUGUAAAUGAAAUGGGGGAGGUAUUGAACUACUCCACGAAUCCCAACGAGUUCGUGGAGUUCUACCAGACGCCCCAAGUGACACCAGCGGCCGCGGAAGCAAUAGGUGUGUUGGAGGCGCUGAUAAGUUACGUACUGAUCGUUCAGCUGCCACAAACGAACCUUACACAAGAGAUCAAACUCGAAAAGAAUCAGCAAGACAUCACAACUGACCCUAAAAAGAUAAUAAAAUCAGUAAAGAACAUGAUUACUUCGAUAAUAAUGUUUAUAAAAGAACUUGGCGUAUACGGCGGGUCCUUAAGCAUUACCUCAUACAUCAUUAACUUGGAGCGGCUUAAGCGGAAGUCUCUAAAUAAAGAGCAGGAGUUCUUGUACGAAUUUGUCGUAACACACUCAACCAAAGCAAAAAUGAUAUUACUGCUGUCUAUGUCAAAAGAUGAGGGGUAUGAGAAAAUCAUCAAACAUUCUUCAGAUCAGAUUAUACAGCUGCUGAAUGUGCUGAAAGAAUUUAACCCCGAUUUACAUAACAAGCCUGGAGUUAUAAGAAGAAAAAACAAAUCGAACGAGCCCCUCUCAGGAAUCAUCUUCACACAACAGAGAUUCACUGCCAAAAUCCUUUACAACCUCCUCAUGGAUGUGAAAGAAGCAAAUCCGGAGGAAUUCAGCUUCCUAAAACACGAUUUUUUGGUCGGUUUAAGCAUCGACCCAUAUAAGAGCACUAGGGAACAAGCGUAUGUCAAGAAGACUAGUCAAAAGGCGUUGCUUAUGUUUCGGAAUAAGGAACUCAACUGUUUGAUAGCAACGAGUGUAAUCGAGGAGGGCGUGGACAUUCCCCAGUGCCUGUUAGUACUGCGUUUCGAUGUGCCAUUGGAAUAUCGCUCCUAUAUCCAAAGCAAAGGUCGAGCAAGGAGUGCAGAUUCCAGCUUCGUUAUGUUAGUUAACUCUGCCGAUCGAACAAAAUUCAUGAAUAAAUACGAUAGCUUCAUACAAAGAGAAAAAUGCAUUCAAAAGUUACUCGUAGGAUCCUCGGAUACCAGAGCAGCUCCUUCAGAGUCGUCCAUACAAACCAUGUAUGAAGACGAUGACAUUCCCCAGUACAACAAUCCUUAUGGAAGUUGUCUCCAUGCAGUAGCAGCUAUAAGCCUGCUGAACCGCUACUGUUCCUGCCUGCCCCAUGACCAGUUCACCACGAUAACCCCCAUGUGGAUUAAGGAGCCAGUUUCCGACCUAUUGGGGCAUUUUGCGGGAAUAGUUGUCACUAUCAUCAUGCCCAUUGCUUGCCCUGUCAAAGAACCAAUAAAGAGCAAACCCUACCUCUCCCUGAAGACUGCUAGGCGAUCAGCAGCGCUCAAUGCCUGCAUAAGACUGCAUCAGGAGGGCGAACUAGACCGAGUGACCAUGCUGCCUCGAAAUUAUGAUAAAGUGGACUUUGAGGUCCCGGACAUAAGGUCGUGUUUCUUAAACUGGCCGUGGGACGAGGAAGAGGAUGAAGACGAAGGUGCGUCGCAUAAGGCAGGGACUAAGAAGAGAAUGCGGAAGCAUAACAAAGUGUUCCCAUUAUACCUAACCGGAUCCAUGGCCAACAGCCAGCAGUAUUAUCUGCACAUAAUAAAACUGAAAAUUGGUUUCGAAAGACCUCAAGAAACUCGUGAGCGCGCACUCUAUGACCUUUUACUAAGAGACGAGGGCUAUGGAUUCAUAACCCCAGAAGCGAUCCCCAAAAUAUGCCUGUUUCCGAUGUUUUUGGCGGUCGGGGAUGUGAUGGUGAAUGUGCACAUGAAUUAUGCAGUUAUACCGCUUAAUAGUGACAUGGUGGAUCUUAUAAAAAGGUUCCACUUCUUCGUCUUCGAUCAAGUCCUCGAAAUUGCUAAGAAGUUCCUGAUCUACGACGGCACAGUCAAUAACCUGUUUGUGGUGCCAGUUAAAGGCAGCGCCGGUGGCUACGACAUCGACUGGGAUGUCAUGCAGAAAUACAAAGAGAUCCCGCCGGUACCCCUUUCAGGGCCACCUUACGAGGAAAGAAAAGCGCUGAAAGUGACGCAAGAAGAUUACCAACAUUCUGUAGUGACACCCUGGUACCGGGGCGCUAUCUUGCCUAGCCGGUACAUAGUGUCGAAAGUGAUAGAGUACAUGACGCCAAAGUCCGCUUUCGACGACGCCUCGUACGACACAUACGAGCAAUACUACUCUGCGAAAUACAACCUGGAGAUUAUUGGCAGAAAAGACCAGCCGUUGCUUGAGGUUUGCAACAUAACCACGCGCAUGAACUGCCUCCUGCCCCGAGCGGCCACCAUCAAUGCCUUCACAGACAAACAGAAAAAGCUAAUCUCAGUCUCGCAGGGCGACGACAAACCCAAGAGUUUCACGGAGAUGUUCAUACCCGAGUUCUGUGUAAAAUACGACUAUCCGGGCGUGCUUUGGUACAAAGCGACGAUGCUGCCUAGCAUUAUACACAGAGUUCACAUGUUACUGAUUGCGUACGACCUUCGCGCUGAAAUCACAAAAUACACUAAAUAUGGACGAGUCCAUAUAGAAAAAGGCGAGGAAUGGGAGCCAAUAGCUAUAAACCUCCCAGUCGCGAUGAAAUCACUGCAAGCGCAAGUUGAAGAGCCUACAACUAUCAACAGUAUCGACAGGAUAAAUAACCCCAUAGACCCAGAGAACGCUCCUCGCCGGCCAAUCGUGUCCAUGAAGGAAAGUCUGUAUCAACUGCAACAGAAAAAGAUAAACAAGGAAUAUCCUUGGGAUGCAAAAAUGGAACCGAUCGACAUAGAGCGCAACAUAUCGUCAGUGACUCUCAUGGACAUAGAAUGCUAUGACGAGUUCGUAUCAGCACCUCUAUACGCGCGCGAGGAAAUGUCUCAAAUGGCGUUCAUGCGCUCGCCACACACUUCGGCUGCGGCCAUCUUGCCGCCGCCUCUCAAAUACAACGACAAAAUCAAGCUCCUCUCCCUAAAGCCAACGGGCCGUGGCCCCGAAUUACGUGACGUACUCUUCGCACUCACAACCAUCAACUCUCACGACACGGCCAACUUGGAACGCGCGGAAACUCUAGGAGAUUCCUUCUUGAAGUUCGCUGCCAGCUUGUAUUUGUACCACAAAUUCCGGAAGCUGAACGAGGGACAGCUAACUAAUAUAAAGAGCAGAUUAAUUGGUAACAGGAACCUAUACUACGCCGGAGAGAAGGUCAAACUGGGGGGUCGCAUGAAGGUGGAACAGUUCAGUCCGAGGAAGGAUUUCCUCGUGCCCGGCUUCUUAGCGCCGAGGCAGGUGCAGCAGUUCAUUGAUGGUCAUUGCCUCCGACCAACGUUCCUGAUAGGCAUACAGUUCCCCCUACACGAGGCGCUUAGCGGCAACCUUUCCGACGAGAGCUAUGAGCAAGUAACUCAGCGGUACAGCGAAAAUGGUGUUGUAGAGAGAGAACCUCCCGGCGGCGCGCAGAAUGCCAUGCAGUGCUACGUGCGCUCCCAAGUUGUGUCCGACAAGAGCGUGGCUGACUGCGUGGAGGCGAUUAUCGGCACUUAUCUGCUGCACGGCGGCGUACUCGGCGCCGUGAAAGUACUUGAGUGGCUGCGUGUUCUUCCUCCCCAGGAUAACUUCGCAUCAUAUCUCGGCAAGAAAGUGCCCACAGUGAUCACAGAGGGCAAGAGCACGCUAGAGGAGCUGGACUUUCUUCUCAACAGCUGCCGGAACGACAUCGAGCAAAUAAUCAACUACAAGUUCAAGGACCCGUCCUUUUUAGUUGAGGCUUUAUCACACCCGUCCUACACACGGAACCGUCUGACUCGCUCCUACGAGCGUCUGGAGUUCCUCGGUGACGCCAUCUUGGAUUUCCUAAUCACAUCGCAUAUAUUCGAGAACUGUGAUCAGCUGAAGCCGGGCGAGCUCACGGAUCUGCGCUCGGCGCUUGUUAACAAUGUCACGUUCGCGUCCUACGUUGUCAAACUGGGACUGCACAAAUUCCUUUGCUCCCAACUGAACCCGACCUUGGAUAAGGCGAUAAUGAUGUUCGUCGAGCACCAGGAACAGAGAGACCACGAGAUCAUCGAGGACGUGCUGUACCUCAUCGACGAGGAGGAUUGCCACAUCGCAGAAUACGUGGAAGUGCCCAAGGUGCUAAGUGACAUAUUCGAGUCGCUAAUGGGCGCGAUAUACCUAGACAGCGGCGGCGACCUGUCCGCCGUAUGGGCGGUAGUGUACCGCAUCAUGCAUCGCGAGAUCGAAGCCUUCUCUACACGCAUCCCGCAGCAACCCGUGCGGGUACUCUACGAGAUGAUACACGCGUGCACCUCGUUCGGGACCGCCAAGGUGGUAGAAUGUGGGACGCCCCGCGUAAUGGUCCCGGUGACGUUCACGAAGAACGGGCGGCCGCACACCGCGCACGGCUUCGGCGGCAACAAGUUCCAGGCCAAGCGCGCCGCCGCCAAGCUCGCGCUCAAGAUACUGGGCUCCUAAACAAACCACCGCACCUCACCUCACCUCACCUCACCUCACCUCACACUACACCGAGGGAGGACUACAGAGAGAGACGGAGGACGAGAGAGAAGUACGGAGAUGCAGUGCCACUUAUGAUACUGCAAACCGCGUAUGCUACAAUAUUUUAUACUUUAAAGCCGGAUUUAUAUUACGAAAUUAAUGGCGUGAAAUUAAUUUCGUGACAUUACUCUUACCGACAGUUUCACUUUUAAUGUAAUAUUUUCGUAAUGCAUGCAUUAAUUUCAUGAAAGCAAAUCAAUUUCGUGUCCUGCGCGAUUUUUUGGUAAAAUUAGUGUCAUGCAACUAAUUUCAUAGUGUAAAUGCGACGUGAAAACUUUAAACUAGUGUCGCGAAACUGCCUGCGCUGUGCGAAUGUGUAACUUUCACUGCUACGGUCACUGCGAUACUGUGGAUUUCACGACACUAAUUAUUACUUUCGUAUUUAUCGAAACUACUUUCAUGAAUCAGAAAUUAUUUAUUUGCAUUGUGAAACUGAUUUCAACAUGCAUGACACUAAUUUCGUAAUGUAAAUCCCGCUUAAGACUACACAUACGCCACUUGAAGAUGCAAAGGCACUUGUGAAAGGUAUACACAGCAAACUGCGUCCUACAAUAUUUAAUACUUUAAUACGACAGAUCUUCCUUUAAGUACCUACAAGGUAAAAUCUUCCUUGGCACGUCGAGUGUCUAUAAUACUUAAUGAUCGCAUAAACGGUAGCUUUUAUUCUCUGUUCUAUAAAAGUAUAUACAAAUAAGUAUUGCGUGAGACGCGUCUUAGAAUAUUGUAACUGCAAAUUGAACAGCUAAAGUAUGUAAUUUAGCGCUGCAUAAAUACAUUGUGCGUCAACUAAUACUUGUUUGUCAACAACGUUUGACAAUAUAAUACCACGUUUGCGGAUGCCUCCAAUUUAAAGAUAACUAGUGAGCUCUCUGUGUGUUAAAAAGUAGUGUCCAAUCGAAUUUUCGGUUUCGAGGCAUAAAAGUCAUGUUUGGACCGAAGGUUCGGUUUCGGUGCUAAACUUUUCGGCCGCGCCAACUUACGACUUGCAUGACUUAUAUCAAGUUAUAUGGUGUUUCAUUUUUCAUGUCGAAAAAAAAAAUGUCAUCGAUAUUUUUAAAACGAAUUUAACACGUAAAAAGGUUUUGGCCGAAACUGAGUCAAAACCGAACCUUCGAUUUCGGUCGGACAUUCCGUACUGUUUGUAUGCGCGUAUGUUAUACUUUACCAUCUUAUUUAUUUUACAUUAUUUCCAUUAUAUUUUAUGAAUUCCAAACCUAAUCCAAAUAAACUUACCUAUUGUGUGGCAAUGAUUAUAGUUUGAAAUAAGUUUGCCGUUUUUAGGGUUCCGUACCUCAAAAGGAAUAAACGGAUCCCUUUUAGGAUCAGUUUGUUGUCCGUCCGUCUGUCUGUCAAGACCAUUUAUCUCGGGAACGCGUGGUGGUAUCGAGUUUAAUUACAAACCAUAUACUUCAGGUCUAUAAUUCCUUGAAGCUGUAAAAAAAAAAACUUUAGUUAACGUAAAAAAGAUACGGCCGUUUAAGCCGCAAAAAACGUAUAUUUCUACACUCAAGGGUUCUACUCCCCGUUGACCUACAAC